UACAAGUACCUAGCGAGUCUCUUGCAUUUGUCGACAUGACGACCAAGGACACAGCCUCCACCUCAUGAAUCCCCCCGACGUCCUAUUCCAGUCUACCUCGAAAUGUCGACUCCCGAUAUCUCGCAGCUGAAUCCUGCGCAGCAAGAGGCACUACAGACGUAUACUGCAGUGACCGAUCAAGACCCGAUAGCUGCCAUACCCUUGUUGCAAAGAUGCGAGUGGAACGUACAAAUCGCCAUUGCACGAUUUUUCGAUGGCGAGCCUGCAAUAGACCCAGUAGCCGAAGCUCGUUCUGCGCUGCCUGCAACCUCCGUUCGAGAAACCGCAAACCUACAAUAUGAGUCCUUACUCUCUUCAACUCGGCCCUCUACAACACGGCAAAAUCUCGAAGACGUCGUUGAAAGAGUCGACACCAGCGCUGCAGCGGAAACACAGUACCGGCCAUCCUUCUUGUUCUCACUUAUCUUUACUCCGGUCAACAUCAUAUACCGAGUGUUCACCACAGUAUUCUCGCCAUUGGGAUUCCUUGUUCCUACUUUCCUCUCGCGCCUAUUCAAUCGUCUACUAUACCAGCAGUCGAGACCUAUCCGACGAGCACUACCUCCAGCAGAAAAUGCGAGACGGUUUAUUCGGGAAUUUAGUGAAGAGUACGGGGAAAACACAUUGCCUUUCCAAGAGGCAGGAUUCAAUUUGACACUUGACAAUGCGAAGAAGGAUCUGAAGUUUCUACUUCUUGUGCUACUUUCACCGAGUCACGACGAGAACCACGCGUGGGUGCAAGAAACAUUACUCUCAAACCAGAUCAAGUCCUUCCUGGAUUCUCACAAAGAUGAGCUGAUACUUUGGGGCGGAAACGUUCGUGACUCGGAGGCAUACCAGGUAUCUGCUAGUAUACAAUGUACCAAAUUCCCGUUUGUCGCAUUGAUCUGCCAGACCACAGAGUCUGGAUCUUCGGCCAUGAGCGUGAUCAUGCGAGCAGCCGGUCCGAUGCCGGCAUCCGAGCUCGUGGCGAAACUUGGGACAGCGUUGACCGCGCACCAAGCGCAACUGGGCGCUACUCGGGCUCAGAGGGCGGAACAGGAAGCCUCCCGCAACCUCCGGGAAGAGCAGGAUUCUGCUUAUGAGCGAUCCCUGGCACAAGACCGGGAACGAGCACGACGAAGACGAGAAGAGCAGGAAGCAGCAGAACGAGCAGAGCGUGAGGCUCAAGAACAAGCACGCCUUGCCGAGGAGAGAAAACAAAAGGUCACACAGUGGAAGCAGUGGCGUGCACAAACGCUGGCGGCCGAGCCUGGAGCAGAGGUAAAGGACUCUAUCAGAGUCAGCAUCCGCAUGCCAUCAGGUGAAAGAGUGAUCCGCAAGUUCCGGGCAGAAGCGGACCUUGACGAGCUUUAUGCUUUUGUUGACUGCCACGACAUUGUAAAGAGCAGAGAAGGCGAGGAAGGGUCUGACAAAAGUGUCGACGAGCCGGCAAAUUACGUCCAUGAGUAUGGCUUUCGAUUAGUGUCGCCUAUGCCCAGAGCGGUGUUUGAGUUGCAUAACGGAGGUUCAAUAGGAGAAAGGAUAGGAAGGGGAGCAAAUCUGAUUGUGGAACCCAUAGAGGAAGAUGGUGAAGGCACAGGUGAAGAGUGAGACCAUGAGCUGAUAGUAUGGAGAUUAGCGGACAAGACCUAGUGCUGGCCUGCAGGUUCAUAUAUGUCAGGGGCAUGCAAGUUCCAAUCCAUGACAUAGUGGGCUGAAGCCGUGACCAUGGUGCAAUAUACAGUCACGACAGUAGACC
This is a messenger RNA of Exophiala xenobiotica, 1780 nucleotides long. RefSeq lists its product as uncharacterized. The record is from RefSeq and is a predicted model, not a curated record. Gene Ontology annotation, cellular component: endoplasmic reticulum. Bases 103 to 1632 code for a protein of 509 amino acids. NCBI's taxonomy places the organism in Eukaryota, Fungi, Ascomycota, Eurotiomycetes, Chaetothyriales, Herpotrichiellaceae. Gene Ontology annotation, molecular function: ubiquitin binding. The transcript has a single exon.